Arabidopsis lyrata subsp. lyrata is the source of this 1043-nucleotide messenger RNA. RefSeq lists its product as uncharacterized. The transcript has a single exon. Lineage: Eukaryota; Viridiplantae; Streptophyta; Magnoliopsida; Brassicales; Brassicaceae. The record is from RefSeq and is a predicted model, not a curated record. Bases 226 to 843 code for a protein of 205 amino acids.
AAGAAAUUGAUAUGUUGGUACCAAUAUAAGAAUUUUUAUUUUCUUUAUUGUAUCACAUUCUUUUGUACUCUUCUCUUCAGAGAUGCUAUAUAUACUCCUCCAUUUCCCUCGGUGUGAACCUUAUAGCAAAAUCUCUAAUAAUUAAUGGUAACAUUUUAUGGUCAUUUAAUUGAAUUAUUAAUCAGUGAUUAGUUUAGAGAUUAAAGAAGAGGGUGAAGUUGUUGCAUGGCAAAAGGCCGAAACCCGACGACGAUGAACCGGAGCGAUCGAUACCUUGGAAGUUACAGUUACGGUGACAGUCAUGGUAACUCCGUCACCGACGAAUUAGAGCUCGCUGAGGAAGACAUCUGGUCACCGGCCGUCAUUCACGACACUUCCGAGACAGACGAAUCAUACGGCGCGUGGAACUUACGCGCUACCUUGGGAAAAAACGGACGCGUGGGAGGAUUGUCGAUGGCUUUCGAGGGCGCUUUGGCCGCGCCGCCGUCGUCGUCGCCGAUGCUAGUGCAGAAGUUCCACGGCGGAGGAGGUGAGGGAGAAGAAGUCCGGCGAAAAUUGGCGUCGUCGGCGCCGGUAAACGUACCGGACUGGAGUAAGAUAUACCGAGUGGACUCGGUUGAGUCAAUACACGAGUUAGACGUUGAUGAUGAAGAGGAUGAGGAAUCCGGGAUGAUGCCGCCGCACGAGUACCUUGCUAAGAGUCAAGCACGGCGGAGCAGGAAGAUCCGAGGUGGAGGCGGUGGUGGCGCGUCGGUGUUUGAAGGCGUCGGAAGGACUCUCAAAGGCAGAGAACUAAGGCGCGUCCGCGACGCGAUUUGGAGCCAAACAGGCUUCUACGGCUAAGUAUAAUUAAUAAAUAAAACAUUUUAUAUUUCAAUUAAAAUUACUUGUUUUUGCCAGUAUAGAAGUAAUUUUGUGAUUAUGCAAUUUUUUUAUUAUGAACGAGGCCAAAAUUUCAAGUUCCUCGUAUGUUGUUGUUCUGUUCUGUCUAUAUGUAUAUUUUAAGUAAGAAAUAAUUUUGUCUUAUGUUAAUUAUUAAUUAG